This is a messenger RNA of Mytilus trossulus (common blue mussel), 1887 nucleotides long. RefSeq lists its product as uncharacterized. The transcript has a single exon. The record is from RefSeq and is a predicted model, not a curated record. Bases 1 to 1887 code for a protein of 628 amino acids. Lineage: Eukaryota; Metazoa; Mollusca; Bivalvia; Mytilida; Mytilidae.
AUGGAUUCUAUCUGUAACCCUUGUGAGAGGAGAGACGUUGUAUCUAAGUUAACACACUGGUGUAGUGAUUGUGAGGAUGGGCUUUGCGGGAAAUGCUUUAAGGAUCACCAAGCCAUGAAAUUAACACAAUACCAUCAUGUGUCGGAAAUGGCUCAAAUGUCUAUUGAAAAAUCUAAACUUCUAUCAAUACCUCAAUGUGAGAGGCAUCAAGAUUGUCGUGAAGAUUUUAUUUGCUUAGACCACGAUCUUAUUUGCUGCCAUGCCUGUAUAAAAUUAGAUCACAAGGACUGCAAAAAAGUUUCCAAUGUGAAUGUUUUGUCAAAGGGAGUUAAGGAGUCUGAACUGUUUAUAUCUAUCAAACGCACGGUGCAAGAUUUAAGAGAGACCAUAACAGAGAUCUUAAAAGAAAGGCAAAGUGUAAAGGAAAACGUUAAAAAACAACAACAAAGAGUCAAAAUGGAAAUCGCUAAUACGAAAUCAAAGUUCAUGGAACAUAUCAACAAUCUAGAAAAGAGCUUGAUACAGGAACUUUCAAAUAUUGAAAAAGAGACCAAGAAUUUAAUUGAAGAAGAAAUGGACCAAUUACUGAAAACUGAAGAAGGAUUUGACGAAGAUGACAAAGCCUUGCAAUUUAUUGCUGAUAAUGGAUCUGAAGGCCGGCUGUUUACCUACCUGAGGAAACAAAGACGAAAACAAGAAGACAUUGAGAAAAUGUUACAAGAAGUUUCUCCAACAUCAAGAGUGAAGAUAAGUUUUGAGGAAGCUAGUCAUGGCUAUAAAGCAAUUAAAGCACUAGGGUUCUUUUCCGUUCAUUACGAGAUUGUAGAGUCAGAAAGAGCAUUGAAACGUUCAACAAUUGAAAAAGACUCUGAUAACACAGCACAAACCGUUUCAGUACAGAGCAAUGAAGCUACAACCACACCAACAGAAUGUAUACGAAAGUUUCCAAUGUUGGAAGAAACCUUACAAAUACAGCUUGAUCCGAAAGAUUUCAUUGGUAGAGAUGAAAAAUAUGCAAAAUUGAAUUUGCGUAAUGUUUGUCUUGGUGUUCGAGAUGAUAAUUUUUUACUUAUUGGAGGUCAUGUGACAAUUCUAGAGGAACACACAGAACGAAAUAAGCCAUCAAAAUACAAAAACAACUUCAGUGUUGUGAAAUAUGUGCAUGAUGAUAAAGGACUAACAUUUGUCAACGGAUAUAGCAUCUACUGUGAACAGUACACAGAAUCUGCUCAUGAGUGUUCUAUGAAUAUUGCACUCAGCUGCAUUCCUAAAUCAACACAGGCAGUUUACUUGUACGGCAAAAGUUUUGAACUUAUAGACACAGAAUCCAUGGAAAGUCAAUGGUCCUUAGAACUUGAUAAUGAAUUCCAAGCCUUAGCCACUGAUGAAAAAUUCAUAUAUAUUUCAAAUAAUAAUACAAUGUAUAAAUAUAAUCGUAUUGGUUGCCUCUUGACUCAUAUAAGGUUUAUAAACUGUAGUUCGUUUGCUUCGACAUUAAAUGGUAAUUUUGCUUGCCAUUCUGUUAGCUUCCGUUUGAUGAGUGGAAAUGGAUCUGAGAUAUUCUCCUACCACCCUGCAGUCCUGAAGGGUAUUACAGUAGACGAUGACGGUAACAUCUACCUGGCAACUAGAGACGGGAUACAAGUAUUAGAUCCAUUGAAGAUGACGACUGAGAUGGUGUAUAGAUAUGACAAAGAAGUACCCAAUAGUUUGAUGGGAGUUGUUUGUAAUAGGGAUAAACAAUUGGUAUUUAUUCAAAGACAAAAAUCCAAACAAGGUGGAGAUUUUGGAUACGUCUUCACCAAUAGAUAUUCUGCUGUGAUUUGUAAACUUAGCGUUAAAGUCGAGGAAUUUAGUAUUCAUGUUUUAACUAGAUCCAACAGGUAG